Dracunculus medinensis (Guinea worm) is the source of this 633-nucleotide messenger RNA. The record is from the annotation of a GenBank genome assembly. Lineage: Eukaryota; Metazoa; Nematoda; Chromadorea; Rhabditida; Dracunculidae.
AUGUCGACAAAGGAAACUGAAGGACUUCCUUUCGAUCAUGACCAUGAAAAAUAUCGAUGCUGUUGUUAUGGUAUGCACGUCAAGACAGGUUCCUAUAUAAUAGCGAUAAUCUCAGCAUUUUACGUAAUAAGUAAUUUGGUACUGAAAGCGGUCGGAUUAUCAGAUAUCGGUUGGAACUGGGAAUUGCUAUUUUUAGUCGUCGAUUCAGUCGCUAUAUUAUGCUUGCUAGGUGGAAUAUACUUCGAAAAAGCUGCAUUGUUACAACCUUUUGUUGUGCUCACUAUAUUGACGUUGUCCUUUUUGAUUCUUCUUUGUUUCUUUUUUUUCUCCGCAUGGCUUGAUUCAAAUUCCUAUGCUAGCGAAUAUAUCGAAAUGCAAAUUCGUGAUGGACUACAAGAAACGGCUGAAAUUUUGGCUGUUGAGCAACAAUAUGUUAUCCCACUCUUGGCUGCUAUUAUCACAUUUAGUUUGGCUAUUGCUGUAGUUAUUCAUAUUUGGUUCUUAUUCAUAAUUGUUCGAUGCGCUCAGUACUUUAGAGACUUGGAACCUGUAAAGUUGAAUUUAUCGAAAGGUUAUCGAGUGGAGACUUUAAGUAAUUCAAAUAUAUUCGAUCAUGUUUCCGUUCAUUGUUGA